UUCUCCACCGUCGAAGAGCACCACAAGAAACUUUUCCACCACCACGCUCUGUCACUCGCACUCCCUCCAUCCCUCUCGUUUUCGGUCGCUGCUCGUUUUAGCUCGUCAGCGCGUUGCGGCUUCUACCUCUUCUUCUCGUCGACGUCGGUUCAGAGAUGGCAAGCUUUCUGUGAAGGAAAUCCAGCCUGCUGAUUCUGAUCAAAUCUAUUCUCAGGCAGCAAAUCCUUGAGAAUUUGAUUGGUUUGUGAAGGGUGUGAUAUUGAAUUAUACAGCCUUCAUCUUGAGUAGGAGCAGUUAAAAAAAAAAAUGGAAGAAGAUAACUUGCAGCGGCAAUGGUCCCUCAAAGACUUCGAGAUCGGAAAACCUCUUGGCAGAGGAAAAUUUGGCAGAGUCUACGUUGCGAGAGAAGUCAAGAGCAAAUAUGUAGUUGCAUUGAAGAUUAUAUUCAAGGAACAAAUUGAGAAGUACAGACUUCACCAUCAGCUAGGGAGGGAGAUGGAAAUACAAUCCAACCUUCACCACCCGAACAUCCUACGACUAUACGGCUGGUUUCAUGAUCCAGAGCGUGUUUUCUUGAUUCUUGAAUAUGCUCAUAAUGGUGAGCUCUACAAGGAGCUUAGAAAAAGAGGCCACCUCACUGAGAUGCAAGCAGCCACGUAUAUUUUGAGUCUCACAGAGGCAUUGGCAUAUUGUCAUGAGAAGCAUGUUAUUCAUAGGGAUAUCAAGCCAGAAAAUUUGUUGCUUGACCAUGAGGGUCGUCUUAAAAUUGCAGAUUUUGGUUGGUCUGUACAAUCUAGGGGCAAGAGACACACUAUGUGCGGAACAUUAGACUACUUAGCUCCCGAAAUGGUAGAAAACAAAGCUCAUGAUUAUGCAGUCGAUAACUGGACUCUGGGUAUCCUUUGUUAUGAGUUCCUCUAUGGCGUUCCUCCAUUUGAGGCCGAGAGUCAAGCUGAUACCUUCAAAAGGAUCAUGAAGGUUGACCUAUCCUUCCCUGCUACGCCAAUUGUUUCUUUAGAAGCAAAAAAUCUGAUUAGUCGGCUCUUGGUGAAAGACUCCUCAAGAAGGCUCUCGCUUCAGAAAAUAAUGGAGCAUCCAUGGAUAAUCAAGAAUGCAAAUCCCAUGGGUAGCUGCACCUAGCGUCAAUUUUAGCCAUUCACGUUGAAGUUUAGCUGUGUCCUUGAGGAUAAAGGCUGUAUUGUACAUCAAGUACUGUAGUAGUAUGUAUGAAAAUUUAUGAUAUUGUUGGAGUUCAAACUAUACUACCAACUUGAACAACAUUAAUCACUUCCAGUGGUUUUAGGAUUUCAGCUAGGUAGUUGAAAUUGUGUGUACAGAAUGUACAUGAGACUGAGUUCCAUCUAUAGGAGUUCA
Arachis stenosperma is the source of this 1374-nucleotide messenger RNA. RefSeq names its product serine/threonine-protein kinase Aurora-3. NCBI's taxonomy places the organism in Eukaryota, Viridiplantae, Streptophyta, Magnoliopsida, Fabales, Fabaceae. The transcript is spliced from 9 exons. Gene Ontology annotation, cellular component: chromosome passenger complex; spindle pole centrosome; spindle microtubule. The record is from RefSeq and is a predicted model, not a curated record. Gene Ontology annotation, biological process: protein phosphorylation; mitotic spindle organization; regulation of cytokinesis. Gene Ontology annotation, molecular function: ATP binding; protein kinase activity. Bases 307 to 1140 code for a protein of 277 amino acids.